Messenger RNA from Malania oleifera, 1396 nucleotides. Its product is annotated as protein FAR1-RELATED SEQUENCE 5-like. The transcript has 3 exons. Bases 408 to 1043 code for a protein of 211 amino acids. The record is from RefSeq and is a predicted model, not a curated record. Lineage: Eukaryota; Viridiplantae; Streptophyta; Magnoliopsida; Santalales; Ximeniaceae.
GUGUUCUGGAAAAUGAAACUGUAAAGUGAAAACAGAUGGGCAAAAAAAAAAAGGGGUAACAGCCAAAAGAACAGGUACGUAGCGAGGAUGGCGAAUUUGUGAUAGGUGUAGGCCAGUAGGUACAUCUCCUAUCCCUUCCUUGGAAGCGCAGAUCAGAUCAAUUCACCCUCCUCUUCUGGUUUUCCCAAGGCCCAAAACCCAAAACCCCCUGAACUCUCUCUCUCUCUCUCUCUGCGAGCUGCCCCAGAAGACCCACCAUAAGAAAUCAAGGAUCAAUCUAACUCUUAUGUGGGUGUUGUGAGCUUAUGGUGUAUGGUGGUGCUUUAUUGGUGGAUGUUGACUCUGGCAUGUUCAAGGAGAGAUCGAGAGGGAUAUAAACGGAAGGGGAUGUGAUCAAGAAUUCUAUCAUGGAAGAGCCUCAGGUCCACGAGGACAGCGAAGUGGUAGAGAAUUCUGGAGGAUUAGUGGUUGUCUCAAAUGGAGGAGAUGAAGAUUUAGAACCAAAUGAGGGAAUGGCGUUUGAAUCUGAAGAGGCUGCCAGAGCAUUCUAUGAUGCUUAUGCCAAACAUGUUGGGUUUGUUACCCGUGUUAGUUCUUACAGUCGUUCCAAGCUUGAUGGGGCUAUUAUAGCACGAAGAUUGGUGUGUAAUAAGGAGGGUUUUAAGAAAGGGAAUGUUAAAAGGCCACUUGCAGUUACCAGGGAAGGUUGCAAAGCCAUGAUAAAUGUGAAGAGAGAAAAACCUGGUAAAUGGAUUAUUUCGAAAUUUGAGAAGGAACAUAGCCAUCCUCUGCUAGUUACCUCCAAGGCUCGCCGUAAUUGUCAACAGAAUCGAUCUUCGGAAGAUGCGAAGAGAAUUCGGGAACUCACUCAGCAGCUACAUCGUGCUAAUCAAAAGUGUGCAAUGUACCAGAGGCAUUUCAAUACAAUUCUGAAAGAUGUUGAAGAACACACAUCUCAUUUAUCUGAUAAAGUGCAAAAAAUAGUUCAUAAUAUUAGACAAAUCGAGAGUGAGGAUCAACAGCGUUCAAAAAAUGGGCAAUAGCAGCAGUGGCAGAUUUUAAUCCAAGUAAAUUUUGUUACAAUUUGAGUAUCUUUGUUUUGGUAUAGUUUUUAUUUUAGUUCUUAUUUUUUGAGUAUGCUGUCUUAUAGGCAUAUUUAUACGUAUCUUUCCUGGAAUCACUUCCCCCCUUGUUUCUAGGACUGCACAAAAUAUACCUUAGCUAGGGUUUUCUUUUCUUUUCUGUGUUUCUUUUCUUUUCGGUUUUGAGGUAUAAAGCAAUGACCUCAAACUGAGGUCAGCUUGGAAAAAGAACUCCUAGUUAUGUUAUAUUAUAUUUGAUGCUAUACUCUGGAAGCAGAUGCAUUUGAUGCCAGCUGAAUUUUCAUUUUUAAGCA